This is a messenger RNA of Salvelinus namaycush (lake trout), 612 nucleotides long. Its product is annotated as achaete-scute homolog 1b-like. The coding region runs from base 1 to 612 and encodes 203 amino acids. The transcript has a single exon. Gene Ontology annotation, cellular component: RNA polymerase II transcription regulator complex. NCBI's taxonomy places the organism in Eukaryota, Metazoa, Chordata, Actinopteri, Salmoniformes, Salmonidae. Gene Ontology annotation, biological process: regulation of neurogenesis; neuron differentiation; positive regulation of transcription by RNA polymerase II. The record is from RefSeq and is a predicted model, not a curated record. Gene Ontology annotation, molecular function: RNA polymerase II transcription regulatory region sequence-specific DNA binding; protein dimerization activity; DNA-binding transcription factor activity, RNA polymerase II-specific.
AUGGAGACUACCACCAUCACCACCACGCAACUGGCGCAGAACGCAUGCCCAUUUGUACUGACGGAGAGACGCACCACCAUCACCCUGCACGCUCCAGCCCAGGAGUGCGCACUCCCCAAUGACACCACUGCAGCCGGCUACCAAAGCAAGACCACCGUGCUGAAAAGACAGCGCUCCAGCUCCCCGGAGCUCCUGCGCUGCAAGCGGCGGCUCAGUUUUAACGGACUCGGCUACUCCAUCCCUCAGCAGCUCCCCGUUGCCGUGGCUCGGCGAAACGAGCGCGAGAGGAACCGAGUCAAGCAGGUCAACAUGGGCUUUCAGACGCUGCGUCAGCACGUGCCCAACGGGGCAGCCAACAAGAAGAUGAGCAAAGUGGAGACGCUGCGGUCCGCCGUGGAGUAUAUUCGAGCUCUGCAGCAGCUACUAGACGAGCAUGAUGCUGUGUCAGCCGCCUUCCAGUGCGGGGUGCCUUCCCCUACCAUCUCCAACAGCUACUCGGCGGAGCCAGAGUCACCCCACUCCACCUGUUCCUCCGACGAGGGGAGCUAUGAGCCCCUGAGCUCCGAGGAGCAGGAGCUGCUGGACUUUACCACCUGGUUCGACAGAUACUGA